CCAGCUGAAAUCAUCACCAAUGGUGUUUUAGUGGUUCAUCCCUGUGUUUGUGUUAAAGGAAAAAUCACCAAUGGAGAAAAUGGAAAAAAAACAGGGAACCAGAUGAUAAAGCUGUCAGUGCCUGGAUCCUAUGAAAAGCAGAUAUGUGCUCCAUUAAAACAGGCACAAACUCAAGAGGAAGGGAUUCCAUUUGUAUUCCAUGCCGACCGUGAUGUCAGCCCUUCUCUAAAUGUUUGCCUACAACGGACUCUACAAUUGGGGCAGAAUGAUUUGGCACCAGAGCUGGACAAACAA
This is a messenger RNA of Staurois parvus, 294 nucleotides long. The record is from the annotation of a GenBank genome assembly. NCBI's taxonomy places the organism in Eukaryota, Metazoa, Chordata, Amphibia, Anura, Ranidae.